AUGAUGAUCGCCGCAGAGCAGAUCAGGUUGUUGGACGCCAAAGAGCUGUCCGUGGCCUCUGCCUACAGCUCUUCCGACGACUUCGAAGCGAUCCAGGCAAAGAUCAAGACUUUGCUGGAGGGACAGGCGCACUUCACAGUGACAGGUGCGGCACAGAAGAAGCUUCAGAAUGUGGUGCAGCACCGGGAAGAAAGAAAGAGGGAGAUGCUGAUAAAGAUCUCCAAAAGCCGCCCUUGCUGCAACGCACGGGUGGAGCGCAGCUUCAUCAUCGACAAUGGUGACCUGCUCGUGUACAGGGACCAUCAUCCCAAUGCCAAGGUCAAGGCGAUUUAUCACUUGAAAGAUGCUACCUGCUUCUACGAAGAGCCGCGCACG
Messenger RNA from Symbiodinium necroappetens, 375 nucleotides. Lineage: Eukaryota; Dinophyceae; Suessiales; Symbiodiniaceae. The record is from the annotation of a GenBank genome assembly.